Molecule: messenger RNA, 932 nt
Organism: Trametes versicolor FP-101664 SS1
Lineage: Eukaryota; Fungi; Basidiomycota; Agaricomycetes; Polyporales; Polyporaceae
Exons: 3
Coding region: 1-831 (276 amino acids)
Biological process (GO): SREBP signaling pathway
Cellular component (GO): Dsc E3 ubiquitin ligase complex
Source: RefSeq, a predicted model, not a curated record
AUGCCUAUGCGCCAUGCCCAGAGGACACAUAUCAUAUACUCUCUUAAUUCCCUGCUAUAUCAGCUGCACACCGUCUCCUUCCUCCUCUCACCACGCAUAUGGGCGUACGUCUGUCGUGUGCUCGUCCAGUUCCAGUUUUCGAGGCCGCGGGAUAUCGACCCCCAACGCUCACUCCGAUUCUGGAUCUUCUGCAUACUGUCCACCAACGUCCCCUCCAUCUACAAUCAUGCCGCGAAGAGCCCAGCGGCGGGGCGGUCGCUCAUCCUCGAUUUCGUUGGACUCGACAGCGUUCCCUCGAGGACCUUCCUCUUGUUGUUUGACUUGGUCAUUAUACUCCUGCAGAUUAUCCUCACUACGAUCGCGUACGAAACGUCACUUGCGCGCGACGUGCCGCCCGAUACCCCGGACCCCCUUCAACCCGAACCGAUACCCACGACGCCUAUAUCUUUCAUCCCACGGGGCGACAGCGACUCCAAAUCCUCCAACUCAAUAUCGCAUGAGAGCGAGACGGAGUACAUCAUGGACCUCCGGCUACGGACACUCUUGCAGCGUCUGAGACAUCCGCCACCCGUGCCCCCACCUCCGCCAACCAGGACUGCUGAAGACCUCCUUCCACUCCCCAACACCUCUCCGUUUCAACUGUCCCAGGGUAUACGGAUGCUUGCGCGUGCCACAGCUCGGGGCCGCGAACGCGCCGCUGCACGGCGGCCUGAGUCAGCCCAAGACGGCGCCCCGAGGGGGCAGAGGGGGAGGGAUUCGGAUAGGACAGGACAAGAGUCUGUGGAGUCUAGGAGAGUACCGGGAGGUCUGGCGUCGGACGAUGAGGUGUAAGCAUGUGGACUCCGCACUACCGUAUCGAUCUUGUUGCUAGCGUUGGCCGGUGGACAUAAUUGUACAGUAUGCGCGAUGGCUGGGCGAGGUCACCACUUCCG